UCUGAGCCGAGUUCUCGUAGUGCAGACACCUCCAAAAAUCCGAGCUCCCACUCAAAAAAGCACAUCCUUCCAGCGCCAUGUUUGCCCAGACUCUGUUCGUUUUGGGACUGAUCCUGUCGGUGGUCGUUGCCAUUCCCAUUGAUCCCUAUGGACUCUCGGCUCCGGCCAUCUCGUAUGCGUCACCCAAGCUACUGGCUGCCCCGGCCAUUUCCUACGCUGCACCCAAGCUGCUGGCUGCUCCCGCCAUCUCGUAUGCCGCCCCCAAACUCCUGGCCGCGCCCACCAUCGUCCAGCACGCUGCUCCCGCUCUGAUUGCCGCUCCGGCUCCAGUGGCCGUGGCCAAGGUGGCCGUCGCCGAGCCGUACGAUCCCAAUCCUCAGUACAGCUUCUCGUACGGAGUGACUGACCACCACACCGGCGACUCCAAGCAGCAGGAGGAGACCCUGGUGAACGGCGUCGUCCACGGCAGCUACUCCCUGGCCGAGCCCGAUGGCACCAUCCGCAAGGUGACCUACACCGCUGACAAGAUCAACGGAUUCAACGCCGUCGUCGAGAAGAAGGGCGUGGCCGCCGUGGCCAUUGCCAAGCCCGCCCUGGCAGUCGCCGCCGUUCCUGCCAUCACCAAGAUCGGUUACGCCUCGGCGCCGGGCCUCAGCCUGGGUGGAUACCACUAAGUGGCUUUCCUCCUCCAGGACACACCCAUCGUCGAUGACAAACUCUCCGGCCUAGUUCUAGGACCUGUUGUUAAAUAGUUCUAAUGCAUCAUCACCAUACCCGAGUAACCCCAAUCUUCUCAAGCUCAAACCCGAAACACAAGGACGUGCGUGCUGUUGCCCCUCGCUGUUGACCCACAUCCCUAGUCCUUAUGCUGGUCCGAUGAUGGAACCACCACAGAUUACGUUUAGGGAUACCGUUCUGGG
Molecule: messenger RNA, 920 nt
Organism: Drosophila bipectinata
Lineage: Eukaryota; Metazoa; Arthropoda; Insecta; Diptera; Drosophilidae
Gene: Cpr64Ac
Product: Cuticular protein 64Ac
Cellular component (GO): extracellular matrix
Source: RefSeq, a predicted model, not a curated record